This is a messenger RNA of Sitodiplosis mosellana (orange wheat blossom midge), 1387 nucleotides long. Its product is annotated as lipase 1-like. The transcript is spliced from 6 exons. The coding region runs from base 162 to 1316 and encodes 384 amino acids. Lineage: Eukaryota; Metazoa; Arthropoda; Insecta; Diptera; Cecidomyiidae. Gene Ontology annotation, biological process: lipid metabolic process. Gene Ontology annotation, molecular function: hydrolase activity, acting on ester bonds. The record is from RefSeq and is a predicted model, not a curated record.
AAAAAAUAAAAUUUACAUACAAUCAACCUAAAAAGCUAAGUAUUGAUAUGGAAGGUCAGGUUCAAUGGAAGCCAGUUUUUGAGCUGGUCAUUGCAACGCUAACUACUAUAUAUGUGUAAAAUCGAGUGCAUUUUAAGUCGAUUCGCAUUUUUCAAUUGACAAUGCUCUCUGUAAGAUCAUUUUCAAUCGUACUAGUGUGUCUGGUGAUAGCAUUCGUUCUGAAUAAAUCCGAAAAUGUAGUGUGUAACGAUUUGUGUAAUUUUAAAACGGACGAGUUCAUAACAUAUUAUGGCUAUGAAGCAGAAGAGCAUAAGAUAACUACUGACGACGGUUACAUAUUAACCGUUUUUCGUUGCAAUUCCAAAAAAUCGUCGACAAAAACAAGGAAACCGUUAAUAGUGCAACAUGGAUUACUGUUAUCAUCCGACGAUUUUGCUACAAAUAUGCCCGGUCAAGCGUUGGCGUAUGUCUUUGCUGAUGCCGGUUAUGAUGUAUUUUUGGCUAAUGCACGAGGAAAUGCAUAUUCACGAAAUCACACUACCAAAAAUGCCGACGAUCCAUCUAGUGGUUUUUGGAAAUUUUCUUGGUAUGAAAUAGGAAAAUACGAUCAUCCAGCACUGAUUGAUUACGUACUGAAGUUGACAAACCGAUCAAAGGCCUAUUUCAUAGGCCAUUCUCAAGGCGGAGCGAGUUUGGCUAUUCUUUUAACUGAGAGACCUGAAUACAACGAAAAAAUUCAUGUUGCAAGCUUAUUGGCACCAGCAUUUGGAUUAAGACGUGUUGGUUAUUUCACAGAGGCUUUUCUUAUCGUUGGGAAAAUACUACAGUUUUUUGAAAAUUCGGAAGCUUUUCCACGUAGCCGAAUGAAUAAAAUUAUCAGUAAAAUCUGCACCAAAGUGCCAUACGCAUGCAAUGUACUGGUCGACUUUAUAAUGGGACCAAGUGAAAACCAAAGAAAUGAUACAAUGUUACCCGUUCAUGUGUGCCAUUUCCCAAGUGGCAUCUCGGCAAAUCAGCAUCUACAUUUUACACAAACCAUUUUAUAUGAAUACUUUGGGAAAUAUAAACAUGGAUCAAAUGUACCACCAGAAUUUCCUAUUUCUCGCAUUACUGCACCAAUAUCGUUUCAUUUAACGACUUCCGAUAGCCUUAUCAAUGUGGAGUAUACAACUGGCAUGGCAUCGAAAUUUCAAAAUGUUGUCGAUGUUCAAGUCAUAAAUGAAUCAGCGUUUAAUCACAUAGACUAUCUUUGGGGAAUACAUGCCAAAUCUCUGGUUUAUUCAAAAAUUCUGAAGAUUUUCGAAAAAUUUCAAUAAAGUCACACAUCUUCAUGAAACUUGUAAAAUAAACUGCAUCUCUCGUUCAGGAUUCAGGCUUAUGGAGACAA